CGGUGGCGCUGGCUUGUGCGCUCCGGGCGGGGAUUCGCUUCUGUCUGGUCCCGCGCCCGGCUCGGCCAUGAACCGGUGCACGGAGGCGGCGGCUGUGGCGGCCUCUGUGCCGAGCGCGGGCGUCGGGAAUGCGGGGCUGCGGCCGCCCAUGGUGCCCCGCCAGGCGUCCUUCUUCCCGCCGCCAGUGCGCAACCCUUUCGUGCAGCAGACGCGGCUGGGCGCGGCGAGGCGCAUCCAGAUUUUCUUCCUUGGAAUUAUCCUGCUUCCAAUUCGUGUCCUAUUGAUUGCAUUCACUUUAUUACUGGCAUGGCCCUUUGCGGCCAUUUCAACAGCAUGCUGUCCUGAAAAGCUGACCCACCCAAUAGCUGGUUGGAGGAGGAAAAUUACUCAGCCAGCCUUGACGUUUCUAGGUCGUGCCCUGUUCUUUUCAAUGGGAUUUAGAGUUACCGUGAAAGGCAAGAUCGCAAGUCCUGAGGAAGCACCGGUUUUUGUCGUCGCCCCGCAUUCAACUUUCUUCGAUGGAAUUGCCUGUGUCGUCGCUGGGUUACCUUCCAUGGUAUCGCGACAGGAGAACAUGGAGGUGCCGCUGAUUGGCCGUCUGUUGCGGACUUUGCAGCCAGUUUUGGUGUCCCGUGUAGAUCCAGAUUCUCGAAAAAACACAAUAAAUGAAAUAAUAAGGAGGGCCACAUCAGGAGGGGAAUGGCCCCAGAUGCUAAUUUUCCCAGAAGGUACUUGUACUAAUCGGUCCUGUUUGAUUACUUUUAAACCAGGAGCCUUCAUUCCAGGAGUUCCAGUGCAGCCAAUUCUGCUCAGAUACCCAAACAAGCUGGAUACUGUGACUUGGACUUGGCAAGGAUAUACAUUCAUUCAGCUUUGUGUACUCACUUUCUGCCAGCCCUUCACAAAGGUGGAAGUUGAGUUUAUGCCCGUUCAAGUACCCAGUGAUGAAGAAAAAAACGAUCCUGUCCUUUUUGCUAGUAGAAUCCGGAAUUUAAUGGCAGAAGCAUUGGAAAUCCCAGUGACAGAUCACACCUAUGAAGACUGCAGGUUGAUGAUUUCAGCAGGACAGCUAACAUUGCCUAUGGAAGCUGGCUUGGUGGAAUUUACCAAAAUCAGCCGGAAAUUGAGACUGGAUUGGGACGGCAUUCGUAAGCAUUUGGAUGAAUAUGCCACUAUUGCAAGUUCCUCAAAAGGAGGAAGAAUCGGGAUUGAAGAAUUUGCGGAGUAUUUAAAGUUGCCUGUUUCAGAUGUCUUGAGACAACUUUUUGCACUCUUUGACAGGAACCAUGAUGGCAGUAUUGACUUCCGAGAGUAUGUAAUUGGCCUGGCUGUCCUGUGCAACCCUGCCAACACAGAGGAAAUCAUCCAGGUGGCAUUUAAGCUCUUUGACGUUGAUGAGGAUGGCUUCAUAACGGAGGAAGAGUUCUCCACCAUUCUGCAGGCUUCCCUUGGGGUGCCUGACCUCGAUGUUUCUGGUCUCUUCAAGGAAAUAGCCCACGGGGAUUCUGUCUCCUAUGAGGACUUUAAAAGUUUUGCCCUAAAGCAUCCAGAAUAUGCUAAGAUAUUUACAACCUACUUAGACCUCCAGACGAGCCAUGUGUUUUCACCAAAAGACAUCCAAGCAUCUCCCUCGGUUGCAAGUAAUAAAGUCAGUCCUGAAAGUCACGAAGAGAGUACCUCAGACAAAAAAGACGACUGAAAGCAAAUAUUCCUAACAAGCAAAAUGCAGUGGUUUUUACUUGAAAUUGUAAAGGCACUUAUAGAUGGUGUUUUAUUUGUGAUUGUUGCGUAACGAUGUUUAAAAUGGAAAGUUUUUUUAUUAAAAAUGAUAGGUUUUUCUUACUGAAAUGCUUUUAUUCACAUGUAUAGAUCAAGUAAUAUUCCUUCUCUUUUACAUUCUAUUUUGCUUUACUGGUGAUAAAUACGUUUUUAUGGAUUUUCUAGUUUAAUUUUCAUAUCCAAAUGAAUGAAAUGGUCUCCUUUACUUGCUGAUAGGCUUUAAUCAGCACUGUAAAAAAUUUUUAAAGUUUAAACCCUUUUUAAUCUACCUUCCUCUAAAGAAAAUUAUAUUCUGUUAUCACUAAUCCCUUCCCGUUCUGGAAAUAAGAAUAAAGAGUCUGAGGAACAUUGCAGAAUUUUAUACCUUGAACUUCACAGAUUCAUUUUAUUUUUCAUUUGCAUUUCAGUUUCUUGGAUCACUGACUCUGGGGGGGAUUGGAAGGGAGAUAAGACUUCUUAAAAACUCAUAUUCUCUCGAGCAUGCAUCCCUAUUGUACAUUUCCUUAACCACCUGCUAAGGAAAUCAUACCCUUUUGCAUGAUCUGCAGAUUUAGAAUUUUGUUUUAAAGACGACACUAUGGCCAAAGGCUAUGCGGGAAUUGCCUUAUUGAAGGUAACGUUAAUUGCCUAAUGAGAAAAUGAAUUGUUCGCCACAGUUUAGUUUAAUUUGAGUUGGGUGGUUUAGAAUGUAGUGCUUACCCAGUCAAUGAAUCAGAUUUACUUUAUUUAUAUAAUAUUAUAAUUAAUAUAUUUUACAAUCUCAGUGGGAGUUUUAAUUUUAUUAAGUGUUCUCUCAAAUUUUAGAGCUUGCCUGAAAUACCUAGAGGGAAAAUAUAAAAGGGUCCAAAUUAUCAACAAAAGCUAAGGAAUCCAAAAAGCUACAUUAUUAAUGCAGGACCACAAUUUAACCCCCAGGCAGGAAUUUAACGCUGAUAUUUUUGCCUUUAGGUUAAGCAAGAAUUGCCUCAAGUGCCAUUUUAUUGAUGUCUUGGAUGCUUGCUUAAAAAGUUUCAUCCUUAAGUGCAGGCGUAUACUUGUUUGCUUUUUACAUGUCUUAAAGCUGUUUAGACAAAGCAUUGAAUGAGCUGAGAACAAUUGCUUAAGUAAUUACGAAAGUACAUCUUUAUAAUACUGUCUGUCACAUGCAACUGAAUGUAUGUAAUACUCAGGUACCAUGAUUUUUUAUCAUAGGAAAGCCACAUAUUAAUCCCAUGAAUCAUGAAAAAGUAGCAUUUUAAAUGAAAAUCUUUCUGUGAGGCUCUGGAAAGUGAUUCUGUUGUUUUCCUGUUUUAAAAUAGUAUUUUAUGUUCUUUAAUUUCACCUCUGCCAAUGUAAUAUUCCUAUUUUAUCAUGUAACUGAAUAAACAAACUUGCUACAUAAAAUUCUUGGCAAUUAAAAAUUCUGGUUUUGCCAUCGUGUCUCAAAUGUAA
Messenger RNA from Vicugna pacos (alpaca), 3210 nucleotides. RefSeq names its product lysophosphatidylcholine acyltransferase 2 (gene LPCAT2). Gene Ontology annotation, molecular function: calcium ion binding; lysophosphatidic acid acyltransferase activity; 1-acylglycerophosphocholine O-acyltransferase activity. The record is from RefSeq and is a predicted model, not a curated record. Lineage: Eukaryota; Metazoa; Chordata; Mammalia; Artiodactyla; Camelidae. Gene Ontology annotation, cellular component: endoplasmic reticulum.